Peromyscus eremicus (cactus mouse) is the source of this 1848-nucleotide messenger RNA. RefSeq names its product cereblon (gene Crbn). NCBI's taxonomy places the organism in Eukaryota, Metazoa, Chordata, Mammalia, Rodentia, Cricetidae. Gene Ontology annotation, biological process: protein ubiquitination. Gene Ontology annotation, cellular component: Cul4A-RING E3 ubiquitin ligase complex. Bases 61 to 1398 code for a protein of 445 amino acids. The record is from RefSeq and is a predicted model, not a curated record. The transcript is spliced from 11 exons.
AGACCCUCCCCCUGCGUCCCGGCACCGCCCUGUCCCAGGCUCCUUUGCGGGUAAACAGACAUGGCCGACGAGGGAGAUCCCCGGGACGCUGCGCACAACAUGGGCAACCACCUGCCGCUGCUGCCUGCAGAGAGUGAAGAUGAGGAAGAUGAAAUUGAAAUGGAAGUAGAAGACCAGGAUAGUAAAGAAGCCAGGAAACCGAACAUCAUCAACUUUGACACCAGUCUGCCAACAUCGCAUACAUACCUAGGAGCUGAUAUGGAAGAGUUUCAUGGUAGGACUUUGCAUGAUGAUGACAGCUGUCAAGUAAUUCCAGUCCUUCCUCAAGUGAUGAUGAUCCUAAUUCCUGGGCAGACGUUACCACUGCAGCUUUCUCACCCGCAAGAAGUCAGCAUGGUGCGGAAUUUAAUUCAGAAAGACAGAACCUUUGCGGUUCUCGCAUACAGUAAUAUGCAAGAAAGGGAAGCCCAGUUCGGAACCACAGCAGAGAUCUAUGCUUAUCGAGAAGAGCAGGAGUUUGGAAUUGAAGUAGUGAAAGUGAAAGCAAUUGGACGGCAGAGGUUCAAGGUCCUUGAACUUAGAACACAGUCAGAUGGAAUCCAGCAAGCUAAAGUGCAAAUUUUGCCAGAGUGUGUGUUGCCGUCAACCAUGUCUGCAGUUCAGUUAGAAUCACUCAAUAAGUGCCAGAUAUUCCCUUCAAAACCUGUCUCUUGGGAAGACCAGUAUUCGUGUAAAUGGUGGCAGAAAUACCAGAAGAGAAAGUUUCACUGUGCAAAUCUGACUUCCUGGCCUCGGUGGCUGUAUUCAUUAUAUGACGCUGAAACAUUAAUGGAUAGAAUUAAGAAACAGCUACGUGAAUGGGAUGAAAAUCUCAAAGAUGAUUCUCUUCCUGCGAAUCCAAUAGACUUUUCUUACAGAGUAGCUGCUUGUCUUCCUAUUGAUGAUGUGUUGAGAAUUCAGCUCCUUAAAAUUGGUAGUGCUAUUCAACGACUUCGCUGUGAAUUAGAUAUCAUGAAUAAAUGUACUUCCCUUUGCUGUAAACAAUGUCAAGAAACAGAAAUAACAACCAAGAAUGAAAUAUUUAGUUUAUCCUUAUGUGGUCCAAUGGCAGCAUAUGUGAAUCCUCAUGGAUAUGUACAUGAGACACUGACUGUGUAUAAAGCUUCCAACCUGAAUCUGAUAGGUCGACCUUCUACAGUACACAGCUGGUUUCCUGGGUAUGCAUGGACCAUUGCCCAGUGUAAGAUUUGUGCAAGCCAUAUUGGAUGGAAGUUUACAGCCACCAAAAAAGAUAUGUCACCUCAAAAAUUUUGGGGCUUAACUCGCUCUGCUCUGUUACCCACAAUUCCAGAAACUGAAGAUGAAAUAAGUCCAGACAAAGUAAUACUUUGUUUGUAAGUGUAACAGAUUGUUUCCUCAAGUCAGAUCUGCCCCAGACAUCACUGCCUCUGAUGUAUGUGUAUAGUGGUUACAGCAUUUGACUACCAAGUUCAAGAGCACACUUGCUCAGAGGAUGAGAAAGCAGUGUAAAACACAAGGUUGGAUUCAGAAGUACCCGCUUCAGUAGCUUGGUGCCAUUAAUUAUCCUGGUGAAUAUGUGGCAUUGACAGGAUAAGAAAACACCAUUUGCAAUGAUGAGAAAGGCUAGGGAACAGGAUAGGGCACCACUGCUCUAAAUGAUGAAUGUUCCAGGAGCUAGGUUGGCAAGCACAAGACAGAGGCAAAGCAGUAUAUAUUACUUUGAAAGGAACAAAGUCCUUUUAAUUUUCUUUAGCUUGUCUGAGACACUGAUUUGUAAAUUUUGAAAAUAUUAAAGAGUAAAAUAAGCAGUUUGAACAGAAAAAAUAG